Molecule: messenger RNA, 1335 nt
Organism: Grus americana (Whooping crane)
Lineage: Eukaryota; Metazoa; Chordata; Aves; Gruiformes; Gruidae
Exons: 7
Coding region: 532-1212 (226 amino acids)
Source: RefSeq, a predicted model, not a curated record
GCGCAGCGCUCUCCUCACAGCCCAGGUCCUGUCAGGGCGGCAGCGAUCACCUCCCGGUCCCGGGCUCCCACCACCACCAUCCCCGAUUAAUCCGCUCACAAGGGGUCCGAAUUGGCACCCUUGGCUCCUUUGAUGUGGUCCCCGCAUGGAUCCGGGUUGGGGACGAGGUGGUGAUUAUCCAGAGGCCCGUGUUUCAGCUGGCAAGGGAACCUCGUGGUUGUCCACAACCUCAGGGACAACAAGGACUACCUGCCUGACUAUAAGGAGCUGGAGGCCCUCAAAUACGCCAAGGUGGCCGAUGCCGCCUCGGUGUCCCGGCAGAAGGUGGAGAACUGUGUCCAAGGCACCAUGUCCCUCCUCUCUUACUGCCUGUGGAAGGGGGAGAACGUCGCCCUUUUCCUGAAGGACGUGGGGGUGCUCCUCAUCGAAGGCACGAGGGUACAAAUGAAGUAGUACUGUGAAUUCCUGGAGAAGACCUCUGGGAAGAAAAGUUUGGAGAAAGCUGUUUUUACGGUCCCUUGGCUGCUGGACAUGGUGGUGUCCCCGCUGGUGCCCGUGGCCUCGCUGACGUUUUCUGGCCGCAUCAUCCUCUUUCCCGAGUUUGAAAUGCAGGACGUGCCCAAACCACCACCCAGGGUUCUCAAGAUCUCGAGCCAAGGCCCUGGUGAGGACAAAGGGAUGAGAAGAAUGAAGUUGCCACCUCUUGGGCAAGCGGGACCUUCUGGUUUUCGGUUUCCUGCUCCUCCAAACUCGAUGAACAAUGAAACACCGCUGUUCUGGCAAAUCACGGUGCCGAAGAAGAGGAAAAAAUCUCGGGUCAGACGGCAGCCGGUGAGCCUGGAGAACUCCUCGGGAAAAAAACGGGCAGUGAACAGCCAAUCCAAGAGCCGAUGCAAAUCCAGAGGUCCAACAUCAGCAAAACCUCGGAGGGACGAAGGAGCAGGAGGACGAGGAGGAGGAGCAGGAGGACGAGGAGGAGGAGCAGGAGGACGAGGAGGAGAAGGAGAAGGAGGAGCAGAGAGAGUGGUGGAAAAAUUCCUCACUGACAUCGCCACGCUGAAGGCGGCGAAAGCCAAACCCAAAUAUUCUUGGGAAUCCUCGACCUUCCUGACGCCCAUCAUAGCCAUCUUAUCGGCAACGAGCUCCGAGACCAGCUUGCAUGAGGAACCCACCUCCAAGGUCCUCCUACGGCCGCCUCCGAGACCGAAGUGACCGAAAAGCUGAUGUUCAGCCCCCAAAAUAAAUUUGUCGAGGCCCCAGUUGGAGCGUUUGGGAGAGAGAUAAAUGGUGAAAAUGUAGAGAAAUGGCCAAAAAAGCGGCGAAUUUCAGAAACUG